Molecule: messenger RNA, 3015 nt
Organism: Cladocopium goreaui
Lineage: Eukaryota; Dinophyceae; Suessiales; Symbiodiniaceae
Source: the annotation of a GenBank genome assembly
AUGGCCGGCUACUGUGGAACCUCGGUGAUUUCCAGGGAGAAUGAGCCCAUCACCUCCGCCUCUGACAGUGUGAGUGUGAGCCAAUUCCCAACCCUCAACAGGUACAUCAUGGGAAAGACGGGAGACAAGGAGCUGGCCAUUCUGCUGAUGGCGCUUCAACUGGCCUGCAAGGCCACCUCCAGAGCUUGCAACAAGGCCGGCAUCGCCAUGCUCUUUGGCUUGGCCGGGGAGGUGAACUCCACAGGUGAUGACCAGAAAAAGCUGGAUGUGUUGUCCAAUGAGAUUUUCAUCGAUGCCCUGACCAACUGCGGUGCAUGUGCAGUGCUUGUCUCUGAAGAAAACGAGGAUCCCAUCUUCGUGCCCCAGGAGAAGGCUGGCCGCUUCGUGGUCGCAUUCGAUCCCCUAGAUGGCAGCAGCAAUAUCGACUGCAACGUUAGUACAGGCACCAUCUUUGCAGUCUACGAGAAGCAACACUCGGGCCCUGCAACCGUGAACGACAUCCUGCGCACGGGCAACGACAUCACGGUGGCCGGCUACUGCAUGUAUGGCGCUGCCACCGAGUUGGUCAUCACCUUCAAAGGUCACGGAGUGCAUCGAUUUACCCUGGACCCGUCUCUGGGGGAGUUCGUACACAUCCAGGCACGUGUGAAGCUGCCAGAAGGUGGCGGUAAGAAGAUCUAUAGCUGCAACGAAGGCAACAGCAGAAAUUGGGAUGCUGCCAUCAAGAGCAUCAUUGCCAAGUGGAAGGACAGUGACAAGCCAUACGCUGCGCGCUACGUUGGAUCCAUGGUGUCCGACGUGCACCGAACGAUCCUCUACGGUGGCAUCUACCUCUACCCUGCAGAUGCCAAGUCGAAGCACGGCAAGCUGCGAGUGCUCUAUGAGGGAUUUCCCAUGGCCUUCAUCAUGGAGCAGGCAGGUGGUAGCGCCUCUUGUGGCAUGUUCAAGGGCAAAAUCCAGAGGCUCCUGGACAUCGUGCCGGAGUCGAUCCAUGAGAAGUGCCCCGUGGUCAUUGGCUGCAAUAGAGAUGUGGAUGCAGUUCUGGAAGAGUACAAGAUCCAGGGACUUGUACUGCGCCACGGCUGCGCCGAACCUCCAGAGGCAGUGACAUGUGCCGUUGGCAACACGGACGAGAGUGGAUGUCUCUCCAUGUGCCGCCGCUUAGGGCUUACGGCUUCCAGCGAGAACGGUCAAUGCGAGGACUUUGUGGAGAAGCUGAAGGCGAAGGGCUACCAGAAGUUCUUUGGCUCAAGGGAACCGAGCCUCGAGCCCAUUGUGAAGACUUUGAAGACGAACUGCAAGGAGGAAGAGUUCGUCUUCUUUCUGGAGGUCAUUUUGAAGUUCAUCGACAAGACUCCGGAGGAGACCAGGGAUGAGAAAUAUGCCGAGGACUUCAAAGAUCUCAAGAAACGUGUCAUUGAUGCUCUGAAGAAGAAAGAUCCUGACUACGAAGUUGACCUUGCCAGCUGUCAAGACGGUGACACCGCCAUCACGGGCUGUCGCUCUGUGUGCCGAUGGCUAGGCUUGACAGAAUCGACCACCAACGGGCAGUGCGAAGACUAUGUGGAGACACUUCUGGGUUACAAGAAGAAGGGGAAGUGGAAGUUCUGGGGUCAUGAGUCCAGUAUGACACCCGUUUUGGAGCUACUCAGCACCAAUUGCAGGAAGGAGGAGCUGGGCUAUUACUUUGCUGGCAUUAUCCAACUGAUCGAGCGGAUGCCUGAGAACAAGAAGGAGAAGUACAAAGAACAGCUGAAGAAACUUCAAGACCUGGUGGCGGAUCAGCUCACCAACGAAGUGGCCGCUGUCGAAGAGGAGGAAUAUGAGGAAGACGAUGUCCCAUUGCCCAGCUGUGAGACCGGCAUGACCAUCGAGGAGGGGGACAUUGUCACGUGGGAAAACUAUGGGCCAAACUUCGAAGAGGCUUCUGGGAUGAUCGGGGACUACAAGAACAAACACUUUGAAUACAAGCUGCGCAUGAGCUAUGGAAGUCGCAUGAACUAUUCGAAAAUUCCCUUCAACACCUCGACGAAUACCUCUUGGAACAACAGGACGCUGGGAUCCAAAGCGAAACGAUUUCUGGUGCUUUCAGCGAAGUAUUGCGGCAACGCCUUUUUCAAGGUGGGUCAAGCCUUUGCAGAUGCUGGAAUUAACACAUUUCUUGGCAUCGCAGACCUGGGUCUCUUGCUUGGCACGGUCAUGGCAAGAGGCGCUUUUUGGACGGGCGAGAGGAUGACGACCAUCUAUGCCAACCAGAGACAAACCACGGAGCACACCGCGAAGAGCAUCAAGUUCACCCACACCGAGCUGGGUGUGGGCAAGAACCGAUUAACAACUGCCGGUGGAAGGGGAGUGGGCAGUUUCCCGCUCUGCUACCGUGGCAUCUCGCAGCGCAAAGGGCACGUCGUUAUCUCCAGGUUUGUGGGUGAUGGCACCGUGGACGCUCAGAAGUAUCGAAAAUUGGCAGCACAACGUGCAUUGAUGUGGGAACCAUAUCUGAAUCACUAUAGCGACACUGUGGGGCAGUGGUACCGUUCCGUGGUGGGCAAGUGCCUCAACAUCUUGGGAACACCUGGAAAUAGCGACUACUUUGAGGCAGUCACACCCGAAGUGGUCAAGGAGAUGUGGGACUAUACUCCCAGUUUCGAAGACUCGGAGAGGAGUUUCUUAAAGGCCAUACAGGACUCAUUCCGCACUUACAAGAAAGUUGAAGGAAAAUCAGAACGUGUGAAACCUAAAGCGAUGUUUUGCUCCAAAUUUGUCUCUGCAAUUUGGUCUUCGACCAUCGGCAACCCUACGAAUGAUCCGAAUGCCACGGUGCGAAGCCGGGAUUUGAAGAUCAUGUUGCCCUUCAAUCCAGGCGGCCGCGCUCGAUGGAACUGGGGGAUGAUCAUCCCAUCAUGGGUUCUUGGAUGCCCCUGUUCAGGAUAUCCAUAUGCCAUGGUGGGAUUACUAGAAGGCCCAUAUAUAUGCCAUGUCUUGACAGAUGGAAAAUGGGGAUUUAAUCUGAUUUAA